Homarus americanus (American lobster) is the source of this 2658-nucleotide messenger RNA. RefSeq lists its product as uncharacterized. The annotation marks the transcript as partial. Lineage: Eukaryota; Metazoa; Arthropoda; Malacostraca; Decapoda; Nephropidae. The record is from RefSeq and is a predicted model, not a curated record. Gene Ontology annotation, molecular function: glutamate-gated receptor activity. The transcript is spliced from 13 exons. Gene Ontology annotation, cellular component: membrane.
CCAUCCUCCCUUCUCCACCCCCUUCUUCCUCCUCCUCCCUCAAACCUGACAGGAAGAGAAAACGUGCCUGCCCUCAUCCUCCGUCCUCACCCUCCGUCCUCACCUCCGUCCUCACCCCUGCCCCUCACCCCGUCCCUCACCCCUGCCCUCACCCGCCCUCACCGUCCGUCCUCACCUCCGCCUCACCCCUUUGCGAAUCCGAACCCUGCCUUUGCUAACCCAGAACCCAGCCUCGAGACGUGCUACAGCGGAUCACCUUUACACAACCUGGAUCGAUGGAAAGAAACUAACGCUGGUAUGCGGUACAGCGAGUGUAUGUGCCGCACACACUCACUAUACGGUGUAACUGACGGGUCCCCACCCCUCCUGCCUCGCUCUUCGAGUCUGGGUGAACUUACCAAGAAAAAUAUGUGGUGGUGCGUGUUGGUGGUGGUGGUGGUGGUUUUGGAGGGGAGUUCUGGCCAGCACUUGGAGGAACAACAUCACCCUGAAGAACACAACUCAAAAGCUUGUCUAGAGUCUUGUUCCUCCCUUCAUCUGACACAAUCCUUGUCGACGACCUCACGCCUUGAAACUGUGGCCAACUCUCCAAAUGUAACAAAACACAGACGUACACGAAGUGUUUACCCCACGUCCGUGUCUCCUCGGGAAGGUAACACCACUUAUGAGCAAUAUGCACACGAAGACAGACCUCAUCAUGCUGGAGCAGACUUGAAGUUUCCUCAAGAACAACAGUCUGUGAGUGUGGCAACAAGUGUGACGGGUAACACUGAGAGCCAAGAGAACCUGUCGAAACAGAUUCUUCUGUCUCUAACGUUAAACAUCCCAAGCGACAAAAUUCCUGUUAUCCUUCACGACUCAGAAGCUCAGAGCGUUAAUGUUCUUGAUCACUUCCUCAGGGCGAGUCUCGGCCUUUCUGCCGUGAUAAUCAACAUCUCUGGCGGUGUUCUGCCGAUCGUUGAGUGGCUGGACGAGUACAAUGAUGGCUACUUCGUUCAUAUUAUUAUUUUUAGUUCUGUGAGCGUUGUGGAAUCUUUUGUUGAAGGUCUCCCAGAGUUAGUCUGGACCCCGGAUCACCUUCUGUUAAUAAACGUCGACGAAUCUGUCAACGCUACACACCUGCUGGCUCAGGAAAAGUUCAGUCACAGUCUUUACCUCUCGCUGUUGCAGCCUCACAACAGGAUGGGCGCAGGUCACUACCUCAUCCUCACUUUGGAAACUUUCCGUCCUCUGAAUAAAAUAACUUCACACGGCAUCUACAGUGUCACCAAACCACGAGCAUUUAGUGAGGUCUUCCCUGAUCGCUUCCAGAGUUUCUAUGGUUACAAAAUCCAGUUAGCCAGUUGGCCUGAUGACUUUCCUUACUUGAUACCCGGACCAACGCUGGAGAAAACCUAUGGGAUGUGCGUCAACAUGCUCAACGAGAUCUCAGCAAAAUUAAACUUUAGUUACGUGUUUGACAGCGAGGCAGAGGCGUCUUGGGGUGAGCUGGUUAACGGGUCGUGGAUUGGUAUGGUCGGUCAGGUCUCCAGGAAGGAAAAAGACAUGAGUGUGAACGUCAUCGCUGUUGACAAGGACCGCUACACCGCCGUGGACUUAAGUGUGAUCUACAUGACCGACUCCUUCAGCUUCGUACUCCGUAUUCCCACGCCGCCGCCCCGCUGGUGGUCCAUCGUCUUUCCUUUCACGUGGCAGACGUGGGUGGCCGUGUUCGCCUUUCUGGUGGUGAUAUCAGCCCAACUCUCCCUCUUCUACAAGGUGAGGGGAGUGGCGAGGAGCAGCAGCGAGGCGGUGUUGGUAAUAAUGAGGACUCUUCUUCGUCAAGAUGUUCCUAAUCCUCCCUCACACGUCUCCAUCAGGGUGAUCCAAGGCGCGUGGAUGAUUGUGGCCAUGAUAUUGUCCAUCUCAUACACUGGGAACCUCGUCGCCUAUAUCACUGUCCCUGAGAAGCCCAUCAGACUCACCUCCCUCAAGCAACUGGCCGAGUCCUCCUUAACGCCGACGAUGGUUGACUACGGUAACUUCGUGCCCGGGGCUCUGCGAGCCUCCAAACACCCGACGCUUCACGUCCUCGGCCAGAAGCUGCAGCUUAUACCUGACUACGGCUACGACGUGGGCUUCGCACAGGUCAUGGAUGGAACUCACGCCUUCCUGGAGGGGACGGAGUUCUUCAACUAUAUGGUGAUUCUCUACCACAUGUCCACCACCACCUACUUCCUGCCGGAGGUCAUCUACUCUACCAAUGUUGCCUGGAUAUACCCCAAAAAGACCCCCUGGAAACAUAAACUAGACCCUUACCUGCAGGCCUUUGUAGAGUCUGGGCUCUGUCUCUACUGGAAGAAGGUAUUGGUGUACGAUUUCAUGAAGCAGAUGGGAGAGAACCUCCACCAGGACACCUCGGUACCUCUACGACCUCUCAGCCUCCAGGACCUGCAGGGAACUUUCAUCAUCUACGGUCUGUUUACAUUAGCGUCAAUCCUCGUGGGUGUCUUAGAGAUGCUGUUUCAUCCUUGAUUACUGCGACCACCGGUGCCUUUUACUACGGCGUGAUGACUAGACUACUGUACCACCACCUCCUCUAUAAUCAAUAUAUUUACAGUACCAAAAUAUAAAACCAUGUAGUGGUGCAUAAUAAAUUGUGUUGCAAAGUAAAACCUC